UUUAAGGAGAAAAUAGGCUUCGCUGUUUACUUUAGAUUAAAAAUAACCUAAUAUUCCUUAUCAUUUCUAUCCAUUCCCCUUCAACUUAACACAAACUAUUAAUCAGAGCGAAUCGUUUCAGAGAAAGAGCUAAAAAUCAAAUCUAGUAUCUGCAAUUUUAUGAAGAUCACAAGAAGGGAUCUCGUUCCGGACGGCCCCGGUAGCGUUAAGAUCACGCCAGUCGAUUCAGAUGAUCUCUGGUUCGCUUAUAAUUUGAUAUCUUCUGGAGAUACGGUUAUGGCGGAUACUGUCAGGAAAGUUUUAAGAGAGGCGGCGUCCGGUGGGAGAGAUGCAGAAAGAGUGAAGCUGAAGUUGGAAAUAAAAGUAGAGGCUAUAGAUUAUGAUAAAGUAGGGUCUGCCUUGCGAAUUCGUGGAAAGAAUAUUUUGGAGAAUGAAUAUGUAAAGAUUGGAGCAUUUCAUACUUUAGAGUUAGAGCUGCAUCGACCUUUUGUCUUGAGGAAGGAAAUUUGGGACUCAUUGGCAUUAGAUGUACUCAAUCGAGCCUCUGAUCCUGGUGCAAGUGCUGAUCUUGCCGUGGUUUUAAUGCAAGAAGGACUAGCACACAUCUUCCUUGUUGGUAAAAGCAUGACAACUACUCGGUCAAGGAUAGAGACUUCAAUUCCUCGAAAGCAUGGGCCUGCCAUUGCUGGUUAUGAGUCGGCAUUGAAUAAGUUCUUUGAGCAUGUUUUACAGGCUUUCCUAAAACAUAUUGAUUUCAAUGUUAUUCGGUGUGCUGUGAUUGCAAGCCCUGGUUUCACUAAGGAUCAGUUUCAUCGUCACUUAUUGUUGGAGGCAGAGAGGAGACAGCUGAGACCCAUUAUUGAGAACAAGUCGCGCAUAGUUCUUGUGCAUACAAGCUCAGGAUAUAGGCAUAGCUUGAGAGAGGUUCUUGAUGCCUCAAAUGUUAUGAACAUGAUUAAAGACACUAAGGCAGCUCAAGAGGUUCGAGCACUUCAGGAUUUCUUUAACAUGCUUUCAAAUGAUCCAGCUCGUGCAUGCUAUGGACCAAAGCAUGUAGAGGUUGCCCAUGAACGCAUGGCUGUCCAAACUCUUCUUAUCACAGAUGAUCUAUUCAGAAAUGCUGAUAUACCUACGAGGAAGAAGUACGUCAAUCUAGUCAGCUCAGUGAAGGAUUCAGGGGGCACUGUUCAUAUAUUUUCAUCAAUGCAUGUCUCAGGAGAGCAAUUGGCACAAUUGACUGGCAUUGCCGCCAUCCUUCGAUUUCCACUACCAGAUCUAGAAGACAUUGAGAUGUAAUGUACAGAGCUUGCUUUGGUGCGACUGGGACGAGAAUGGGGUGUGGAAGAGCAUUGGUCGGUAUACUAAUCCUUCCUGUCCAGCAUCAGCAUGUUGUACAAUAUUCAACGUUAUUUAGAGAUGUAUUAAUAUUAUACACAGUGCAAAAGUAUAUUGCCAAAAUGAAUUUUAUGGGUAGAUUGGUUUAGUAAUAAACUGUAAAAUUUUAUGAAUUUUACGUAAAAAGGCAGGUUUUUACAGGUAUGAGAGUUCGGUUUUUGUUCCGGUUUGAAAAA
Molecule: messenger RNA, 1571 nt
Organism: Hevea brasiliensis (rubber tree)
Lineage: Eukaryota; Viridiplantae; Streptophyta; Magnoliopsida; Malpighiales; Euphorbiaceae
Product: protein PELOTA 1
Exons: 16
Coding region: 160-1296 (378 amino acids)
Biological process (GO): nuclear-transcribed mRNA catabolic process, non-stop decay; nonfunctional rRNA decay; ribosome disassembly
Cellular component (GO): cytoplasm
Source: RefSeq, a predicted model, not a curated record